AUGGAGGUCAUGCACCUGCAUCAUCUGAUAACUCAAAGAGCCCCCACCAUGGUAUUGAGUUCAACCAACUCUACGUGGUUAAAGUAUGCGUCCCUGGGGGUGCUGGUGCUGCAGACCACUUCACUGGUGCUGACCAUGCGCUACUCCCGUACCCUGAAGGAAGAUAGUCCUCGCUAUCUGGCCUCGUCAGCUGUAGUGUCAGCUGAAGUCCUAAAGAUCUUCACCUGCAUCUUCAUCGUUUUAAUAGAGAACAAUUACAGCGUUCGAGCCAUGAACCUGCAGCUGAAGGAGGAGAUUGUAACCAAGCUUGCAGAGACCAUGAAGCUGGCCGUGCCUGCAGGGAUCUACACUCUGCAGAACAAUCUGCUCUAUGUUGCCUUAUCCAACCUGGAUGCAGCUACCUAUCAGGUCACGUAUCAGCUGAAGAUCCUCACCACGGCGCUGUUCUCCGUCUCCAUGCUCGGAAGGAGGCUGGGCCUCUACCAGUGGCUCUCCCUGCUCCUCCUCAUGGCUGGAGUCACUUUGGUUCAGUGGCCCACAGAGUCUGGGGGUGACACCGAGCAGAAGGUACUGACUGCCAGCUCCCAGUUCAUGGGACUCAUGGCCGUUCUCAUGGCCUGUGUGUCCAGUGGUUUCGCUGGAGUUUACUUUGAGAAGAUCCUUAAGGAGACUAAACAGAGUGUGUGGGUCCGUAACAUACAGUUGGGUCUGUUUAGCUUUGUUUUUGGAUUUUUAGGAAUGAUGGUGUACGAUGGCCAGAGUAUAAGAAAGUCGGGGAUGUUUCAGGGCUUUAAUAUCAUCACCUGUGCAGUUGUUGUCCUGCAGGCUGUGGGCGGGCUGGUCGUCGCCGUGGUCAUUAAAUAUGCAGACAACAUUCUCAAAGGGUUUGCCACCUCACUGUCGAUCAUCAUGUCCACGCUCAUUUCCUAUUUUCUCCUGAACGACUUCAACCCCACAGGGAUGUUUUUUUGGGGGGCCGUGCUGGUGAUUGCUGCUACGUUUCUUUACAGCUACGAGCGAAAACCUGCCAGCAGUGCCAUCAAAGUGUAG
Messenger RNA from Nematolebias whitei (Rio pearlfish), 1050 nucleotides. RefSeq names its product solute carrier family 35 member A3b (gene slc35a3b). Gene Ontology annotation, cellular component: Golgi membrane. Bases 1 to 1050 code for a protein of 349 amino acids. NCBI's taxonomy places the organism in Eukaryota, Metazoa, Chordata, Actinopteri, Cyprinodontiformes, Rivulidae. The record is from RefSeq and is a predicted model, not a curated record. Gene Ontology annotation, molecular function: UDP-galactose transmembrane transporter activity. Gene Ontology annotation, biological process: pyrimidine nucleotide-sugar transmembrane transport. The transcript is spliced from 8 exons.